Molecule: messenger RNA, 4439 nt
Organism: Solea solea (common sole)
Lineage: Eukaryota; Metazoa; Chordata; Actinopteri; Pleuronectiformes; Soleidae
Gene: xkr7a
Product: XK related 7a
Exons: 3
Coding region: 195-2069 (624 amino acids)
Biological process (GO): engulfment of apoptotic cell; phosphatidylserine exposure on apoptotic cell surface; apoptotic process involved in development
Cellular component (GO): plasma membrane
Source: RefSeq, a predicted model, not a curated record
GAAGUCACACAGCAAAGGCAGGUCAGUGUGAUGUAAAGGGUCUGAGUGGCUCUGUUGUGCAGAGUUACACAGUAACAUCAGUAAACUCAGCAGGUAACAAACAAUUAAAGUCACUUGAGAUAAUGCAGAUAACGUGGUUCCUGUAAAAAGACGUCAGAGCAGAGCAUCACUGUUAAAAAUAUCAUUUCUGAUUGAUGCGCCUGUCUGUCUCUGCUCUCUGGUGCUCCUCCCUGCCUCCUCCUCUUUCCCCUUCCUCCCUCUCUCUCUCUCCCACACGUACAGACGGAAAAGCUACGCGACCACCCCCCUCCUCCCCCCUUCCAUCAUUUUCCCAUCUCUUACUCACUCUCUUCCCUACAACAAACAUGGCCGCGAAAUCUGACGGUGCACCAGGCUCUCAGCGAAACGACAUCCCACCAGAGUGUCCUGCCAGGUCGGACCCGCGGCCGCCGCCCCUGCCGAAGCGCCUUCGCCCCAAACAGCGCUACUCCCUGUCGGACUGCUGCUGGACCCUGUGCGCCCUCCUGGUCUUCUUCUCGGACGGGGCCUCAGACCUGUGGCUGUCCGCGGACUACUACCUUCGGAGCUACUACUGGUGCUUUGCGCUGACUCUGGUCUUUGUCAUAGUCCCGUCUGUGGUCGUGCAAGUGCUCAGCUUCCGAUGGUUCGCCUACGACUUCGCGGAGAGCGUCGAGAGCGGCACGGCCGCGGCCGCCGUGGUGGCGGCGUCCGGCGCGGAGGAGAGGGACUUCAGCACCAAGGACAGCGGCGAUCAGGGCGCUGGCUGCGGGGCCGCGGUGCUACCGCUGACGGGGCCGCCGAGCACCGCGGGAGGAGCCCGGGGGUGCUGCAGAGUCUUCAUGUGGCUCUUCCAGGCCGUCAUUCAUAUCUUUCAGCUGGCGCAGGUCUGGAGGUACGUCCACGCCUUGUAUUUGGGCGUGCAGAGCCGCUGGCACGGUGACCCGGAGCGCCGCCACUACUACUGGCGCAUGAUGUUCGAGAGUGCUGACAUCAGCAUGCUGCGCCUGCUGGAGUCCUUCCUGAAGAGUGCCCCCCAACUGGUGCUGCAGCUCAGCAUCAUGAUCCAGAGUGGUCAGGUGCUGCCGCUUCAGGGACUUUCAGCUUCUGCUUCACUCAUAUCUCUCUCCUGGAUGAUCUCCUCCUACCAGAAAGUCCUGAGGGACUCCAGAGACGAUAAGCUGCCCAUGACCUACAAGGCCGUCAUCGUUCAGAUUCUGUGGCACCUGUUCACCAUCGGGGCCCGUGCUCUGGCCUUUGCCCUGUUUGCCUCCGUGUUCCAGCUCUACUUUGGCAUCUUCAUCGUGGCCCACUGGUGCAUCAUGACAUUUUGGAUCAUCCAAGGGGAAACAGACUUCUGCAUGUCCAAGUGGGAGGAGAUCAUCUACAACAUGAUGGUGGGCAUCGUGUAUGUUUUCUGCUGGUUCAGCGUGAGGGAGGGACACACUCGCUGCCGGAUGCUCAUCUACAGUCUGACAGUGUUUGCAGAGAACGUGGCACUAACCACUGCCUGGUACCUUUACCGCGGCACUCUUACCUCAGACUUCUAUGCCGUCAUUUUGGUGUGUGUGGUGGCCAGCAGCUAUGCUCUGGGCACCUUCUUCAUGUUUGUGUAUUACUGUCUGCUGCACCCUGAUGGGCCAGUCUCAGGAUGGGGCUACGUCGUGGAGAAGGAGGUGCCUGUGGAGUCGCUGGCCUCCCCGGCCACCAGCCUCCCCCCUGACCUGGUCAGCAGCCCCCCUAGGACCCUGCAGAGAACUAAAGGGUCAGAGCGAGAGCAGGGGCCUGGGGUAGAUGGCGAUGUCUUUCAGGUGCGACCACCUCGCGGAGCUCAGGUGCCAGCGCAACACCUCACACCCAGGACAGAGGGGCCUGUCAUCCGAAUAGACCUUCCCAGGAAGAAGUACCCAGCUUGGGACGCUCACUUCAUCGAUCGUCGGUUGCGUAAAACCAUCCUGGUGCUCGAAAGCGCCGCCCCAGUCACACCAAGAAUCCAGUACCGCUGUCUGAGCACACCCAAAGAAGUGAUGGAGUUUGAGACCACUGUGUGAUCCGCUGAAGGCGCUGGGACUCAGCUUGCUGCCAACAUGGACACCCUGCCUUAAAUAAAACGGCAGGCAGAUGACUCUCUCACAGAGCGGUGCGUUUCAGCUCCGCGUCUCCUUCUUCGCACGCUGUGCUGUCAGGAGGCGGAGACAAACGCGACAGAGUGUGUUGUCCUUAUUUUUUAAACAGGCAAAAAUUGUGCGAUGUUGUCUAACGACGGUGCGUAUUUUAGUUUCUGUAUCAUUUCUCAGGUCAGGAUGUGGUACAGGAAGAGGUCAGCAGCAAAGCUCGCCGCCCUGCUGGUGAACUCGGAGAGGAGACGACGGGCAGGCGCCAAAAAAACUGAGCUGCGUGACGAUCAAUCAGAGGCGAAAAGUCCUCCUCGGGGAAGGUGCUUCAGCUCAGAACAUCCUCUGAAGGCCAUCAGCAACAACAGAGGCGAGCCUUCAACAUGCAUGACUACUUAUGGCAGCUAGACGUGAAACAUCACUGCACAAGAUGUAGGCGGGAGACAUUUUAUAAAAAUGUGUCAUUUCCAACACAAUCUGCAGACGAUACACGGGCACUGAUCAUCACAAUCCUUAUUUUCCCAUAGAUACUCACUCAUGUUGAAGGAAACUCUCCAAAUGCUGCUUCAAAUUGGAGAGCAGAUCAAAAGCAACAUUUUAGUUGAAUGUAAAAAAAAAAGAGAAAGAAGAAAAACAGUUGAAAAUGUGAUUAUUUAUGACAAGACUUAAAGCAUUAUCAUGCUGUUAGUGGUAUUUAUGACAUUCUUGUGGUACUACACACACACAUAUAUAUAUAUAUAUGGUUUUUUUUAUUCUUUGAGGUAACAAAAAAAUGAGAUUUGUGUGUUUACAAGCAAUCUGUUGUUUUUUGGGGACACGCCAUCACUAUUAAAAAACAACAGCUACUUUAUGAUUUCCGUUUAAUUUGCAGGACGUGUUAAAAACAGCAGUGUUUUCCUUCUGCACACAUUCAUUUUCCACGGUAAUACAUCUGUACGCUGACGUGGAAGUUUCGUAGACGGGGAGCGCGGCGUCUGUGGUUGUGCUGUAUCCAUAAAGUUGUGAUUAAAAAAAAAGAAAAUGAAAUGAUAGAAAUAGCUACAGACUCCUAUCAGAAUAGUUUUGAUAUUAUCAAUGGAACAGGCAUGUGAUACUUUUAUUGUGAACACUUUAUUUUAUAGGUUUGCUAUCUCCUUAUAUUUUCCUCAAAACUUUCCUAGGAAGAAAACAUUUGGUUUGGUAUGACUUUUCAGAAAGAAAAAUAGAGGCAAAGUUUGACCACGUUUUAAAAAAAAAUAACUACUUCAUCAUUCACUGAUUCUUUGUAAAAUGUCUUUAGGGCAAACUGGACAUUUUUAAUAACAGUUAGAGCAGACACAUGAACACAACAUCCAAAUAUUUGCAGAUUUUGGGGUUUGUUUUUUUACUUUUUUUGAACACUGACUACAUUUUUUAUUUAUUUAUAUAUUUAUUAACCUUUAUUUAACCGGUAGAUCCCAUUGAGAUUAAAAACCUCUUUUCCAAAGGGAGACCUGGUCAAGAUAGGCAGCAUCACAUAAAAACACAAAUAACAAAGUCACACAAUUAAAACACAUAAUAAAAGAAAAACAAUGACCAGGUUUGAGUAAAUAAACCAGGAAAUUAAACUAAUUGUUAAAUAAACCAAGUCUUUCAGCUCUAAUUGGAUUCAUAAUUUGGUAUAGGUUAUCAAUUUGACAUUGUCUGUACUCAUAUUUAGACCUAAAUGAUUAAGUUCUCUCCGGGAUGCUUUCCAGAAAGUGUUAGGGAAUUUAUGGAGCCAUAAAAUAAAAUGAAAGUUUUACUGUGCUUUAUUUUAUCAGGGUCAUUUUUUAUAUAGAACAGUCAUAAGAGGAAAAGCUCCUGAUCUGUGUGUGUGUGUGUGUGUGAGCUCACACACCGGCAUGUGUCUGUGUGUGUGUGUGUGUAUGUGUGGGGUGGAGGGGGUGGGGUUUCAUUUGAAGUUGUGUCACAGACAACAUGACAGUCUUGUUCUAAACACUGUCGACUCAUCUUUUUUUUUAAGCGACUCGGUCAGCUCACAGUGCACCUGCACCGCACCUGAACCACACCUGAAACGGGAACAAAGCCAGUGUUUAUGGCCAGUUAUGGUGCUAACUGUUAUCCAGUCCAUGGUGUCUCAGCAUCGAAUGAGCUGGUUGUGGCGCCACUCGGUCGGGGGUGGGGGGGCUGUACCUCAAACACAACAAACACAAAGCUAGAAUCAAAAAGCCUUAAACUGGUCACGCCAGACUGUUGCUGUUCAGAGCAAGAAAACGUUCACGAGAAGGUGAAGACAAUUUCAUUAUGUUGUUGUUGCUACAAUAAAGACCAAUGUGUUUACCUGAA